Messenger RNA from Colletotrichum karsti, 1860 nucleotides. RefSeq lists its product as uncharacterized. The record is from RefSeq and is a predicted model, not a curated record. The transcript has a single exon. Bases 1 to 1860 code for a protein of 619 amino acids. Gene Ontology annotation, biological process: glucan catabolic process. Lineage: Eukaryota; Fungi; Ascomycota; Sordariomycetes; Glomerellales; Glomerellaceae. Gene Ontology annotation, molecular function: beta-glucosidase activity.
AUGAGGACCGACCUAACACCACUCGCCCUGGCGAUCUUGCCAGUGGUCACUAGCACUCCAACAGCCACAUAUCCUUGGCUCAACCGUCGCGAUGACUCCUUACCAAUCUACAAGAACGCAUCAUACUGCGUCGACGCGCGCGUGGAAGACCUACUUCAGCGCAUGACGGUGGAAGAGAAAGCCGGCCAGAUGUUCCAAACCAUGCUCUAUCAGGCGCCCCUCAAUGUGAGCACGGGUCUUAACAGCACAGACAACAUGAUUGGAGAGAAGCACAUGACGCACUUCAACCUCGUCGGCGACAUCACCGACGCCAAGGAGGUGGCAGACUUCGUCAACCUCGUUCAGCAGCGUGCUUUGGAUACCCGUCUCGGUAUCCCCGUUACUCUCUCGACGGAUCCAAGGCACCACUUCACCGAGAACAUCGGGACAGGUUUCCAGGCCGGUGUCUUCUCUCAGUGGCCCGAGACCCUCGGACUUGCUGCUCUACGGGACGCAGACUUGGUCAAGAAAUUCGCCGAGAUCGCUCGCGAGGAGUACAUCGCUGUCGGCAUCCGUGCCGCCUUGCAUCCCCAGGUCGACCUGGCUACCGAGCCCCGAUGGUCUCGUCUCGGGAACACUUGGGGAGAGAACGCGACUCUUACCAGCGAGCUUCUCGUGGCUUAUAUCAAGGGCUUCCAGGGAGAGAAGCUGGGUCCCCACUCUGUCACCACGGUCACGAAGCACUUCCCAGGUGGCGGCCCGAUGGAGAAUGGCGAGGAUUCCCACUUCACCUACGGCAAGAACCAGACAUAUCCGGGAAACAACUUCGACUACCACCUCAUUCCCUUCAAGGCGGCCAUCGCUGCUGGCGCGAGGCAGAUGAUGCCGUACUAUUCGCGACCAAUCGGCACCGAAUACGAUCCUGUCGGCUUCUCCUUCAACAAGCAGAUCGUCACUGAUCUCCUGAGAAAUGAGUUAGGCUUUGAAGGCAUCGUCGUUACUGACUGGGGUCUGAUCACCGACACCAUCAUUUCGGGCCAGGACAUGCCAGCUCGUGCCUGGGGUCUUGAGAACACCACGGAGCUCGAGCGUGCCGCCCGCAUCAUCAACGCUGGCUGUGACCAAUUUGGCGGCGAGCAGCGCCCCGAACUCAUCGUUCAGCUGGUUGACGAGGGCAUUAUCGCGGAAGAGCGGCUCGACAUCUCCGUUCGCCGCCUCCUGCGGGAGAAGUUCAUUCUCGGCCUCUUCGACAACCCCUUUGUUGAUUCCGAGGCUGCCACCAGAGUUGUCGGCAACGACUACUUCGCGCGUCUCGGCAACGAUGCUCAGCGCCGCGCUUACACCCUCCUUACCAACAAGGGCGACAUCCUGCCGCUGAAGCACGUCAGCACCGAGACCAAGUUCUACAUUGAGGGUUUCAACGCGACGUUCCUUGAAGCACGUAACUUGACCGUCGUCACGACGCCGGAGGAGGCAGACUACGCUCUUCUCCGACUGCAAGCACCCUACGAACCGCGUCCCGGCGGCUUCGAGGCUAAUUAUCACGCUGGCUCUCUCGAGUUCAACGCCACGGAGAAGGCACGUCAAGCUGAAAUCUACUCGACUGUUCCGACAAUUGUGGAUAUCAUCUUGGACCGCCCGGCAGCUAUCCUCGAGGUGGUCGACUCUGCUGCGGCGGUUUUGGGCAGCUUCGGAAGUGGGAGCGAGGCUUUCCUGGAUGUGUUGUUUGGCAUCAGCUCCCCUGAAGGAAAGUUGCCUUUUGAUCUGCCGCGGUCUAUGGAGGCCGUUGAGGCAUCAUUCGAGGAUGUGCCGUUCGACACAAAGGAUCCGGUUUUCAAGUUCGACCAUGGGCUGAGGUAUGCGGACAAGUGUGCUGCCUGA